AUGUCCAGCCUCAAAACACCAGCCGGACCCAUCUCCAUACCCUCCCCCACCCCCUCCACCUCCUCCAACGGCACCAAGCGCAAGCGCGAAACCGGCCCUCCGCCCGCCCAGCAAGCGGCCGCCUUCAGCGGCGGGCAAGAUCUCAACAUCCACACCCAGGUCCACUACGCAAUCACCUACCUGCAGAACAAAGACCGGGCCCUCAGCUUCGACGACAUCCUCAACUACCUCUCGCUGCGGAGCGCCGACCUGCAGCGCCGAAAAGCCCUGCGGCACAUCCUGACGCUGAACCCGCGCGUCGAAUUCGACCCCAAGGGCAACAACGGCGCCGGCUCCUUCCGCUACCGCCCGAUUCACCCAGUCCGCAACGCCGAGGAACUAAAACGGUACCUCCAGUCGCGCAAAGACGCGAACGGCAUCCCCGUAAAAGAGCUCAAGGAAGGCUGGCCCGGCGCCGUCGAAGCCAUCGACGCGCUCGAAGCCGCGGGCGAGCUCCUCGUGACGCGCAAUCGAAAGGACAACACGCCGAAGCAGGUGUGGCAGAACGACCCGACGCUCAAGAUAAGCAUCGACGAGGACCUCAAGGCGAGGUGGCAUGCGAUUGUGCUGCCGGCUACGACGGAGGAGCUGCGGGUUAGGCUUGAGCAGGUGGGCAUGAAGCCGACGACUGCGCCGCCGGCGCCGAAGGAGGCGCCGAAGCCCAAGGAGAAGAAGAAGAGGAAGCAGAGGAGUGGCGCGAGGAUCACGAAUACGCAUAUGCAGGGCGUGUUGAAAGAUUACUCGAACAGAAGGCCCUGA
Molecule: messenger RNA, 798 nt
Organism: Coniosporium apollinis CBS 100218
Lineage: Eukaryota; Fungi; Ascomycota; Dothideomycetes
Exons: 1
Coding region: 1-798 (265 amino acids)
Biological process (GO): transcription initiation at RNA polymerase II promoter
Cellular component (GO): transcription factor TFIIE complex
Source: RefSeq, a predicted model, not a curated record